GAAGAGCGUAACAUCUUAAGAGAGCUUUGACAAUACAGAGCUUGAAGUUAUUUUUUUUUUUUUUUUUUAGCUUUUUCCAAACUGCUCCGGCUACCAAACAUAGACCUACAAUGCCAUCUAUGAGCCCUUCAUUCUUUAUCUUGGGUGUGGUUAUUGCUUCUGUUCUAGCACAAGAAUCAACCACUCUUCCAGAUGUUACAACUGUUCCAACAGAUAUUAACAAUAAAACCACCAGCUAUAUGACCUCAAACACCACCACGAAUGAGACCGACAUCAUGAGCACCACUGGAAGUGACACAACACAGCCAACAAGAGAUAGCACCACUGAAGAUGUAACUUUGACCACCAUGAUAGAGCCCACCAUGCCCCCCGUCACACCUGAAGUCUCCACCUAUCAGACCACAAUGACUACCACCACCACAUCAACAAAGGCAACCAGUCUGGCUCCGAAAACAAAAUCUCAGUCAGGUCUCACAGGCGCCAUCAUCCUCAUAGUGAUCAUCUUAGUAGCUAUCUGUUCUUUACUGGCAUGCUACUUGGCAAAGAGGAGAGGAAGGCGUUACUCUGUUGACUUCUCCUCCAGACCUGAUGAAGCCAACAUCCCCCUCAGUACCGUGGAGCCUGAGGCGUCUGUUGGUGCUGCAGCUCAAAACGGGCUGCAGACCUUUGAAAGUACAGAUAUCAGUACAAAAGAAGCCCAAGAGCCUGAGGAAAAAGCUGAAGUACAAGAGGAGCAGAAAACUGAGGCCAAUAAACCUACUGUUGAACCCAACGCUGAGUCUGCAGCUCCAGCCCCAUCAGCAGCUCCGGCCCCAUCAGCAGCUCCGGCCCCAUCGGCAGCUCCGGCCCCAUCGGCAGAUCCAGCCCCAUCGGCAGAUCCAGCUCCAUCGGCAGAUCCUGCUCCAUCGGCAGAUCCUGCUCCAUCGGCAGAUCCAGCUCCAUCGGCAGACGCCCCGGAGAACAAACCCAAAGAGGACGUCAUGAAGCAGAGCACUGCUGCACCUGUGGAGGAGCAAACUGAUGAUGAAGGGUCCGUCUCCAACAAGACCUCAGUGGAAUCCCUGAAGGAAACAAACGAGAACAACAGCAACAACAUUGACUUGAACAAAGAUUUGCAAAUGAGCACCUUUUUCUGGGAAGUUUCCCUUGACAGUAUAGUGUGAAAUGUACUUUGUUCCUGAUCUUCACAACCAUGACUGAAGAAAAGUCUCAUAAACUCAAGUGGUGGCGGUGGACGAGGACGCCUCUGUUCACACUGUGGGACGAUGCCUUUGCCUGUGGACUGAAUGAUGGAAGCUAAUUUGUUAUUGUCACAGCAGCUUUGUCCAAGUUCAACUGCAGCUCAGCUCAACCUUUUGCUAACUUUACUGAGAAAAGAAUUCACAUGGGGAAAAAUGACAUUAAGUCUGGUAGAAGUUGUUAUUAGUGCUGCUUUAAUUAAUUGUGAAUAAUUGUUUGCUGUUAUGUUUUACAGUUAACCCAUGAAGACCCACUGCUACUUCUGUGGCAUUUCCAAAAUAUUGUUUUCUCUAUAUUUAGCUUUUCUUCUGUGAUUUAUUUCCAAUUAUUAUAACAUCAUCCUCUGUAUUUUAUGGUUUUUCUGUGAAUAUCACAUGAAUAUCACAUAUUUCUAAUUUACUGAUCACUGUAGAUGUUCAUUAAAGCUCAGAUUACAGUUGAGGGUUAUUAUAUCAAAAACAGACAAAACUGCAAAAAAAUGUGACUUUUUCCGCAAAAUAUAUCAUUAACUGAA
Molecule: messenger RNA, 1753 nt
Organism: Sphaeramia orbicularis (orbiculate cardinalfish)
Lineage: Eukaryota; Metazoa; Chordata; Actinopteri; Kurtiformes; Apogonidae
Product: sec-independent protein translocase protein TatB
Exons: 10
Coding region: 111-1163 (350 amino acids)
Source: RefSeq, a predicted model, not a curated record